CAUUAUUCGGCGGGCGGUGCAACUGUUAAGACGUCUCCAAUCCUCAAUUACAAUGACGAAGCUAAGGCAGUAUUCCCUGCUGAAUGCGAGGACCCGCUACCAACUGCUGGCCACCAUCAUAGUCAACAUCAUAACGUUUGGCCAUGGCGUGGGCGUUGGCUGGCUGUCGCCUACCUUGAGCAAGAUCCAGACACCCGACACGCCCCUCGACUUCCAAGUGGGCAUCGCAGAGAUUUCCUGGCUGGGCUCCAUGCUGGGCUUGGGCAGCCUCCUGGGCAACCUAACUAUAGCCCUUCUGCUGGAGCGAAUGGGCAGAAAGUUUUGCAUCUACCUGCUGGCAGGACCCUAUGCGUGCCUCUGGAUUCUCAUCUACUGUGCCUCGAAUGUGUACUACUUGUACGUGGCCCGCUUUCUCUGUGGCUUCACUGGAGGCGCGGGCUAUUUGGUAGUGCCCAUCUACAUCAGUGAGGUGGCCGACAGCAGCAUUCGAGGUUCUUUGACUUCCAUGGUCAUGCUAUCAGUCAACCUGGGCGUACUCGUUGGCUAUAUACUCAGCACCUACCUGGCCUAUCACAUCGUGCCAUUCCUCGCCAUCAUCUUGCCCAUCGCCUACUUCACAGCCAAUCUCUUCCUGCCUGAGACGGCACCCUAUCUGCUGAGGCGCAGUCAGCUGAAUGCAGCUGAAACCUCCUUUAGAUACUAUCAAAACCAGAAAGGAGGCAUGGAGCAGGUCUCCAAGGCGAGCUUCGACGAGCUGCGCUUGGCCAUAGAUGUGCAGCAGGCACAGAAUCAGACUGCUCUAACCUAUAGGGACUUGAUUACUAAGCCCGCCCUGAAAGCCUUCGCAGCAUCUAUCGUUCUCUCCAUGGGCUAUCAAUUCAGCGGCAUAUUUAGCUUCAUCAACUAUAUGUCCACCAUAUUCGACGCAUCGGGCUCCAUCCUGGAUGUCAACAUCUGCACCAUUAUCAUUGGCGUAGUGCAAAUCGUUGGCGUUUAUACGUCGACCAUCUUCGUAGACAUUAUCGGACGUCGCAUCCUCAUGCUGAUCUCGACAUUGGGCGUGGCUCUGGGCUGCAUCGUCUUUGGCUGCUUCACAUACUUUGGCCAGUUCUACGAUCUGGACUAUCUCAAUUGGGUGCCGUUAGUGCUGAUGAUAAUUAUAAUCUACUUGGGCAACAUUGGGCUCAUUGGACUAUUCUUCGUAGUGCUCGUGGAACUCUUUCCAGCUAAGAUACGUUCCCUGGCCACGUCCAUGUCUGUGGUUUUCCUCAGCGUUUUGGUUUUUGGCACAUUGAAAUUGUUCCCGCUGCUCCUCCAUUAUUUUGGUAUAUCGAUAACCAUGUGGUUCUCGGCAGCUUCCAGUCUUCUAACAUUUGUUUACUUCUUGUUGUUCCUGCCAGAGACCAAAGGCAAGUCAAUGAUUCAGGAUUAGACUCUGAAUAUUUAUGUAUAAGAAAUAAAUUAGUUUUUA
Messenger RNA from Drosophila arizonae, 1471 nucleotides. RefSeq names its product facilitated trehalose transporter Tret1. Gene Ontology annotation, cellular component: membrane. NCBI's taxonomy places the organism in Eukaryota, Metazoa, Arthropoda, Insecta, Diptera, Drosophilidae. Gene Ontology annotation, molecular function: sugar transmembrane transporter activity. The record is from RefSeq and is a predicted model, not a curated record. Gene Ontology annotation, biological process: carbohydrate transport; transmembrane transport.